UCGGGUGAGACCGGAGGGCUCCGGAGCGUCCCAGCCUGCCAGGCGACCGCCGCUCCACGGGCGAGCAUCCCUGUCCCAGGACCUGCCCCUCGCCCAGCCCGCGAGCGCGUCGCACGAAGGCGCGUCCGCAUCCAUGCCCGGGCCAAGGGAGAAGGCGUUCGCAGACCCAGGCGUGUGAUGCGAGGCUGAGCGCGUGGCAUCCGCGUCGUGCCGGGCCGAGCCGGACGCGGGAGGAGAGGGGCGCGCUCCUGCUCUUCUAGCGGUGCGCUGGGCGGGGCGCGGCUUGUGGGGGCCCGGCCAGCCGCGGGAAGCAGCGGAGGAGCAGGCGCGCUCCGGGCCCGAAGGAGGGCACCGUUAAAGCUUUGCCAUCAAUUGUGAGCCCAGUGAGUCCGUCCUAAGCUAACACACUAACUCUACAGCCCUCACGCCCCCAAACCACCGAAGGCGGCGACACCUGAUCCAGCGCACAAACACGGGUCCCUUCUGUCCCCGGAUACAAUUACGCGGCAGAGACACAUUCAAACUCACGCGCAGCAGCCAAGAGCCGAGCUAUGAAGUCUUACACUCCGUAUUUCAUGCUCCUGUGGAGUGCUGUUGGGAUGGCGAAGGCUGCCAAAAUCAUCAUCGUGCCGCCAAUUAUGUUUGAAAGCCAUAUGUACAUUUUCAAGACACUAGCCUCAGCCUUGCACGAGAGAGGCCACCACACAGUGUUUCUUCUCUCCGAAGGCAGAGACAUCACGCCAUCUAAUCAUUACAGCCUCCAGCGCUACCCAGGGAUUUUUAACAGUACCACCUCGGAUGCUUUCCUGCAGUCCAAAAUGCGGAAUAUUUUCUCUGGGAGAUUGACAGCAAUCGAACUGUUUGACAUACUGGAUCACUAUACCAAGAACUGUGAUAUGAUGGUUGGCAACCGUGCCCUGAUUCAGGGUUUGAAGAAAGAAAAGUUUGACCUGCUGCUGGUGGACCCUAACGACAUGUGUGGAUUUGUGAUAGCCCAUCUCUUAGGGGUUAAAUAUGCUGUAUUUUCAACUGGCCUUUGGUAUCCUGCAGAAGUGGGUGCUCCUGCCCCAUUAGCUUACGUGCCAGAGUUUAACUCACUCCUCACAGACCACAUGAACUUGCUGCAAAGGAUGAAAAAUACCGGCGUUUACCUCAUUUCCAGAUUAGGGGUCAGCUUUCUGGUUCUUCCCAAAUAUGAAAGGAUAAUGCAGAAGUACAACCUGCUGCCAGAGAAGUCAAUGUACGACUUGGUCCAUGGGUCUAGUCUGUGGAUGCUGUGUACAGAUGUGGCACUGGAGUUUCCGAGACCCACUCUGCCUAAUGUUGUGUACGUAGGAGGAAUCCUCACCAAACCGGCCAGCCCACUACCAGAAGAUCUCCAAAGGUGGGUAAAUGGUGCUAAUGAACAUGGCUUUGUCCUGGUAUCUUUCGGAGCUGGUGUCAAGUAUCUGUCAGAAGACAUUGCUAACAAACUGGCUGGAGCUCUGGGGAGAUUGCCCCAAAAAGUGAUUUGGAGGUUUUCUGGAACCAAACCAAAGAAUCUAGGAAACAACACGAAGCUCAUAGAAUGGUUACCACAAAAUGACCUGCUUGGGCAUUCAAAUAUUAAAGCCUUCCUGAGCCAUGGUGGUUUGAAUAGUAUUUUUGAAACUAUGUAUCACGGUGUACCUGUAGUGGGAAUCCCACUCUUUGGAGACCACUAUGAUACUAUGACUCGGGUCCAGGCAAAAGGCAUGGGGAUAUUGCUAGAAUGGAAGACAGUUACUGAAGGAGAGCUAUAUGAAGCACUGGUGAAAGUUAUCAAUAAUCCCAGCUACCGUCAGAGGGCCCAGAAACUUUCAGAAAUCCACAAGGAUCAACCUGGUCACCCUGUCAAUCGGACUGUCUAUUGGAUAGAUUACAUUCUUCGUCACAACGGAGCCCAUCACCUACGUGCCGCUGUCCAUCAAAUCUCUUUCUCAGCCUUUUCCCGAGUCUUCUAUUCACCCCGGUGGUGUCUGAGGUGCUGGUGGAGCCCUCGUCUGUCACAGUUGUCCUGUCUUCUCUCUUCACAACCCAACUCCUACCAACGCCCAACAUGCUACUAAAAUUGAGUGACUCCACUGUGAAAAGAAAAGGUUUAAAAAUGAGAGAACCAAAACAAGGCAACAAAACCAUUUCAAGGAAUAGUUAAGUGAUCUGUUUUAUUAUUGAAAGUACAAUUAAUUCAUUUUCAUUUUUGCUUCUAAGUAAUUCAGAUGGUUUCUAAAUAUUGAAUCACAUUAGAGAAUGCUUCUUUAUAACUGGUAUAAUCAAAAAAUUUUGAAAUAGAAAAAUUUUAAAUCUUAACGUGACAAAGUUUAAGAACUAUAUAAAUUCUGUUGGUGAAAAUUCUCUAAAAUACGCAGUAAGGGGCUUCUUAUUCUUAUUUCUGGAAGGGUAAGAUUUUCAGCCAGCGUUGAAAAUCUAUGUUUCAUGCAAAUAUGUUAGUGAAAUUUUUAGAAGACAGCAAAAACAUUUUUCUAACAAAUUUUAGUUACAGGUACCUUAGGAAUCCAUGCAAUUAAAAUCUUCAUAGUGUUACUUUUCUACAAAUUCUGUAUGAUGUUUCAGGCUCCCUAUCACUUGGGUGUUUGGGUUGUUAAGUUGGGUUUAGGGGAAGAAUAGCAUGGAUGCUCUUAUUUGUCAAAAUAUAGACACUGAAAGGCACACAAUAAUUAUAUAAUUGACAUUCUUUACUUUUGGGUAAGUAAGACAUAAAUUUAAGAAAGAAUUCAUAUAGUCCACAACAUUACUGAGAAUAUGCUUAGUUUGUGUAGUAAAACUAGAUUUUUUUCAACAGAGCAAUAUGUAAUCCCAGUGGACUGAAAAAUUAGAAUUACAUGUAAAAUUACGUUAUUCAAAUAAACCAAUUAUAAUAGUGUAAGUCUAUUCAAGUCUAACACCAAUGUUAACUGUCUCAGAUAUUACAAAGCAUUUUCAUUUAUUCACUAAUAAAACCUGAAGUUCUCAUUGAAUUUUUUAUGAUUAAAA
This is a messenger RNA of Zalophus californianus (California sea lion), 3012 nucleotides long. RefSeq names its product UDP glycosyltransferase 8 (gene UGT8). The record is from RefSeq and is a predicted model, not a curated record. Gene Ontology annotation, molecular function: UDP-glycosyltransferase activity. Bases 552 to 2087 code for a protein of 511 amino acids. Lineage: Eukaryota; Metazoa; Chordata; Mammalia; Carnivora; Otariidae. The transcript is spliced from 7 exons.